UUACCUUCUGAAGUGGGGGAUAUUUGAGUGCUGGUGUGGAUGGAUUUAUGCCGACGUUUUGUAGUACGUAAGAAAGAACAAAUGUGACGAACAAAGAGAUAAAGCUGUUUCGGUCUUGUGGUUUAAAUUUGAGCAUGUUUUAAACUUGCCGUUAACAAUGGCGAUGCAUAAGCGAGGUAGAACCAACCAGAUUGAUGCGGUUGCGAGCGAAAGGUGAACGCUUUCAAAUAUUUCAUGUCAUUUUGAUAGAUUAUAAUUUCUCAAUCAAUGGCUGAUCAUGCAACACACAUUUUCAUUGGAGAGCCUUGCUUCUGUAUUCAAGUAAAACUGAGAUUGCAUGUGCGGAAAAUUAGCAAUCGCAAUUCAAGGCGACUCAAGUUUCUUUCUGUGGCGUACAUGUGAUCCAACGACACGGUAUGGUACUCUAUGCAUUGAAUUAUAUCAGUAGACUGAUUUUGAUUCUAGUUCAUUCUGACUGAGCUCAGAUUUCACUACAGUGGUCCUGUUUACCACAUCUAUUCCGUUCUGUUUAUCCGGACCGAAUCAAAGCGAGAGGUGUUUCUACGACAAGGGCGAAUUUUGAGAAUUGAUUGGUUCUAUCGAGCUGUUAGUGGGAGUUUUUUUUGUAACGGAAAGUGCUCUGCAGUGUUGAGUGAGUCUUUUGUUGAGAAGGGUCUCUCUCUCUCUCUCUCUCUCCGAGUGAGUCAUGCAUGUUUAGGGAUCUGCCAGGAUGCAGGGGAAGAGAGAGACAUCUAUUUACUAGAGCUCCGUCUCUCUCUCUUUCCCAUCUCUGCCUCUUUUUCUCUGUAGAGGAGCGACCUCGCGCUGCUUUUCUCUCUCGUUGUCCUCUGUCUCCAUGGAUUCCGCAUUUUGUGGUUUAUUUUUGGUCCUCGAGCUGCUGCGGCCAAUGCCGCACGGCGUUGGAUUUUCCUGACGGCCGCUCGCUCUCUUUCUUUGAACCCUCGAGGAAGCUUUCUCAGCUCCAGCAUGCUAAAGAUGUGGACAGUCAGCUGGGAGUUCGAUGUGUCCGUUCGCGUGUAGGCUGGCACACCGAGGGGAAUGCUUCACCGUGCUAAAUACAACCGAUUCCGGAAUGAGUCAGUGACGUCCGUCGAUGAGCUCCUGCACGGUCUCUCCAUGAACGCCAAGGUCUCGGCCGUCCCGCCGUCGCCGCCCGUGGGCGACCCUCCGUACGCCCCACCAGCCGAGGUCUUGCCGCCUGACCCCGCCGAGGAGUCCGGCACAUUGUGCACCCUCAUCAGCAAAGUCUCCAACCUCAAAUUUGCCAACUCCUCCGGACUGCUAGGCAUCAAGGGCCUGCCGUCUGCAGUCAAGGACCUGGCCGUGUCCAAGCUCCAGGGAGGAGCAACAGGAGGCGUUUCCGGCAGCACGGGCUCGUCUGCCCUCUCUGCGACCUCUGGAGCACCUCACGCCCCGCUGGAGCCCGGUUCGGCCAGCUCGGGGAAGAAAGGCAGGAUGGAUGAAUCUCAGCCUGGCGGAGAGGGCUUGGUCCUGGGAGGGACGGGUACCGCGGGCUGCGGCGGGCUGGUGAAUAAUCCUUCUCGUGGAUGGCUGCACUCCAGCGAAAAGAUUUCCGGACCUGGAGUGACGUAUGUCGUUAAGUAUUUGGGCUGCAUUGAAGUUCUCCGGUCCAUGAGAUCCCUGGACUUCACCACACGAUCACAAAUCACACGGGAGGCGAUCAGUCUGGUGUGUGAAUCUGUCCCUGGUGCCAAAGGAGCUCUGCGCAAGAGAAAGCCUCCCUCCAAACUCCUCUCCAGUAUUCUGGGCAAGAGUAACCUACAGUUUGCUGGGAUGAGUAUCAACCUCAACAUCUCCACCAGCAGUUUGAACCUGAUGACACCCGACUCCAAACAGAUAAUCGCCAAUCAUCACAUGCAGUCCAUAUCCUUUGCCUCCGGAGGAGAUCCUGACACCACUGAUUACGUCGCUUAUGUGGCAAAAGAUCCUGUUAACCGGAGAGCCUGUCAUAUUGUGGAGUGCUCUGACGGUCUGGCUCAGGAUGUGAUCAGUACGAUCGGUCAGGCGUUUGACCUGCGCUUUCAGAUCUAUCUGCAGUGUCCGUCCAGCAAACCCUCGUCCAUGCACGACAGGGGUAUGAGUACUGACGAGCCCCCAUGGACGGAGGAAGGAGAGGAGUCGGCCGAUCAUCACUACUACAACAGCAUUCCCGGAAAGAUGCCGCCACCAGGAGGAUUCAUUGACACUAGAUUGACCAAUCAGACGCAAGACGGCAGCCAGGCGGCUGGAGUCGACCAGACGUACUACCAGGGCCGACCCAUGUUCAUCCAACAAGGCUCCUGUGACAUUUACAGUCUCCCUGAGGUCAAAGGUCAAGCCCCGAAGGCAGGAGAAGUGCCCACGUAUGUGAACACACAGCACAUUGACACGCAGGUGCUAGCCGCCCUCCAGGGAGAGUCAGAGACGCUGUCUGAUUCAGGCACGGGCGGGACAGCUAAAGACAGCCCGAGGAAGGACCUCUUUGACAUGAAGCCGUUUGAGGAUGCCAUCAUGACCCAGACUCCAGCAUCAGAGCUGUAUAAAGCGGCGUCUGUGGAUAACUCCAGUCCUCUGCUGAUGCGCGCGGCCGCUCUGAGAGCUCAGGAGGAGCUGGAGGACCAGAUGUGGUACCACGGAGAGAUGAGCCGCCGCCAGGCCGAGAAACUGCUGCUCCAUGACGGAGACUUCCUGGUGCGGAAGAGCACCACAAACCCGGGCUCAUACGUGCUGACAGGGAUGCACCACGGCCUGGCCAAACACCUGCUGCUGGUCGAUCCGGAGGGAACGGUCCGGACGAAAGAUCACAUAUUCGAGAGCAUAAGCCACCUGAUUGGUCAUCAUCGUGACAACAACCUGCCGAUCGUGUCGGCGGGAAGCGAACUGUGUUUGAAGCAGCCGGUGGACAGAAAACAGUGACGACAGCUG
Carassius carassius (crucian carp) is the source of this 2946-nucleotide messenger RNA. RefSeq names its product SHC-transforming protein 3-like. Gene Ontology annotation, biological process: intracellular signal transduction; cell surface receptor protein tyrosine kinase signaling pathway. Gene Ontology annotation, molecular function: receptor tyrosine kinase binding. The transcript has 12 exons. The record is from RefSeq and is a predicted model, not a curated record. Bases 1060 to 2937 code for a protein of 625 amino acids. Gene Ontology annotation, cellular component: plasma membrane. NCBI's taxonomy places the organism in Eukaryota, Metazoa, Chordata, Actinopteri, Cypriniformes, Cyprinidae.